GCAAGCACUUUACAACACAAAACAGAAGAAAAAGAUGCCCUUGAAAUACAAACAGAAAUUCUCAUAGCAGCCGAACAAAAGAAAACGUUACAUCAAUCAGCAACCAAAGAAGAUCUACAGACCAUCAAUGAACGUCUUUCAAAAAUGGAGAAGGUUUUUUCAUCUGGUGGUCAAUCUCAGAGCAUCCAACCAGCUCCUUCAAUGUCUGACAAGCCAAACAAAAAAAAUUCAAAUUACAACCAAGAUCGGCUCAGAGCAUGGAGUGAGAACUUCGAGUCUGGCACAGACACUUCACUACAAAGAGAGAUACGCAGAAAGACUCGAUUCAAGAAAAGUCUCAUGAACAAAAUGCUGCGAAAAUCAAAUCCUCAAACCAGAGAUCAACCAACAGUUUUGAAUACAAGUUCAGUGACGAUCUCUGUACAAGACGAAUGUGAGACAACUUCACAUCCAUCUCGUCUGCAUGUACAGCCUAUUGCUCAAGAAAACCCCAAAUCUAUGCAAACGGUCGCACAACCCGAUGACGUCGUACAAGCAUUGAUCAGCUUGAAGCACUGUGUGCAGCAACAAGGGCAAACAUUGCUGCAGAUUCAGUCACAACUAGCAAACAUGGAAAAACGAAUGACGCACUACGAACGCAGGCAAGUGAUACAUCCAAUACAACUAGACUUUUCUUUUGAAGAAUACACAGUCUGAGUAUGAAAGAUCGCCUGGCAAGCAUUAGGACAACGGAAGAAUGACACACAUACAGUUGGUCAUCUAUGACUCUUGACAUGUUGAGCAUAAACUACAUUGUAUAGUCACAAUCUUGUCUAAUAGUAAGUCACUAGUAUUAGUAAGUCCAACAAUCAACAAGCAAUAAUUCCAACACA
Corticium candelabrum is the source of this 872-nucleotide messenger RNA. RefSeq lists its product as uncharacterized. Lineage: Eukaryota; Metazoa; Porifera; Homoscleromorpha; Homosclerophorida; Plakinidae. Bases 145 to 696 code for a protein of 183 amino acids. The record is from RefSeq and is a predicted model, not a curated record. The transcript is spliced from 2 exons.